CUGGCUGAUUUGCGUUUUCUUGUUCACAUUAACAUUAAAAUAUUCUGCUUUUCCUCUUUGUUUUACCCAGUUUAUCCCCAUGCCUGUGCUGUAUGGAGUCUUCCUGUACAUGGGGGUCGCCUCUCUCAAUGGAGUGCAGUUUAUGGAUCGUCUCAAGCUGCUUCUGAUGCCAGCGAAGCAUCAGCCCGACCUGGUUUACCUGCGACACGUCCCCCUCAGGAAAGUCCACCUCUUCACCUUCAUCCAGGUCCUCUGCUUGGCUCUGCUCUGGAUCCUCAAGUCCACUGUGGCUGCCAUCAUAUUCCCCGUCAUGAUCCUCGCUCUGGUGGCCGUCAGAAAAGCGAUGGACUACAUGAUCUCCCAGCAUGACCUCAGCUUCCUGGACGACGUCAUCCCAGAGAAGGACAAGAAGAAGAAAGAGGACGAGAAGAAGAAAAAGAAAAAACGAGGCAGCAUCGACAGCGACGCUGAAGAC
Molecule: messenger RNA, 475 nt
Organism: Plectropomus leopardus (leopard coralgrouper)
Lineage: Eukaryota; Metazoa; Chordata; Actinopteri; Perciformes; Serranidae
Source: RefSeq, a predicted model, not a curated record